AUGAAGUGCAUCGCAGCUGUAGUCAUGAUGGCCCUGGCAGCUGUCGCCGACGCUGGACUCGCCCCGCUGCUGUACGGAGCACCGCUAGCCCUGGCGGCCCCGCACACUACGGUGGUGCAGAGUAACUCGGAUGCGAAGUUUAUUGCCGCGGCUCCCGCAUACGCCUAUGCCCAUGCACCGCUGGCAUACGCACCGGCUGCUCCGUACUAUUACACCGCUCCACUGGCCUACAGUGCACCGGCGAUCGUUUAUCAGAAGGAGGCCCGCUAUCUGGCCGCCAACCGAGGAGCGAUCCAUGAGGCCCCCCUGCCAGGCCAUGCUUUCUCUCAGCAGCAACUCAACCUGGAAGCUGCGCCAGGUUCGGACUAA
Molecule: messenger RNA, 369 nt
Organism: Anopheles marshallii
Lineage: Eukaryota; Metazoa; Arthropoda; Insecta; Diptera; Culicidae
Product: cuticle protein 16.5-like
Exons: 2
Coding region: 1-369 (122 amino acids)
Source: RefSeq, a predicted model, not a curated record